AUGUGGCAUGCUCUUACAUUAUCGACAAUUUCACUCAUAUUAACUGCGACUCUACCAACCUUAGUUCUCGGCGGGCAGGUUCUCCGUACAUCAAGUUUCACCACAUGUUUGUCGAACACAAAUACGACAGUUCAGCAUCUAGAUAUCAAAUAUAAUGCUGAAGACCGAACAGUUACCUUUAAUGUAACAGGAACCAGUGGAUCCGUACAGAACGUAACAGCCCAGCUCAAUGUUACUGCCUAUGGAAUUGAUGUAUACCACAACACAUUCAACCCAUGCUCCACGAGCACCUUCGUCUCACAAAUCUGUCCUUUACCAGCAGGAACCUUCUCAGCUAACGGUACACAAACAAUACCUGAUCAGUACGCGUCGCAGAUACCGGAUAUUGCAUUCUCAGUUCCCGAUAUUUCUGCUACAGCAACACUACAAUUAAAAUCACUAGACACAGGUGCCGAUAUUGCAUGUGUGCAAGCUGAGGUGAACAACGGGAAAACUGCAGGCGUUCCUGCUAUUUCAUUCGUCGCUGCUGGAAUUGCCGGAGCGGCAUUAGUCGUCACAGGCGCCUCAGCUGGAGCUGCAACUGUUGGAGGAAGCGUAUCCGGUGGUACUGGCACAACAACUCCAUCAUUCACUGAGGUUUUCGGUUGGUUCCAAGGAAUAGCUAUCAAUGGCAUGAUGUCAGUAAAUUACCCGCCCGUAUACCGGGCAUUCGCGAAGAAUUUUGCCUUCAGCACAGGAAUUAUUCCCUGGACAGUAAUGCAGGUAUCUAUCGAUGAUUUCCGAGCAAGGACCGGGGGUGAUUUAUCCCACAACAGCGUUGAGGGUUUACGACAGGACCUUGACGGUACAAGCUCUGCCAAGAUAUCGCGACGAGCUUAUCAAGCCGUACUUAUGACAAGAGACGCCUUUGUGGCUCCUCCCAAGCUCAUGCCAGCAGAAGCUUUAUCAGAUCCUUUAAACACAAAGGUCGAAGUCACCGUUAAGGGUAUUAAAGGAUAUGUGGAGGAGCUAUCUGUUCCCGAAACAAACGUCUUUAUGACUGUCCUAUUAGCUGUGGUGUGCGUAAUUGCUGCUAUAACCGUCGGUAUUCUUCUAUUAAAGGUUGUCCUAGAGGCUUGGGCGGUUUUUGGCUCAUUCCCUAAGGGUCUUGCCGGAUUCAGAGAACACUACUGGGCUACUAUGGCGCGACUAAUCGUUCAACUUAUUCUCGUUCUCUACGGAGUUUGGGUGCUCUACUGUAUAUUUCAAUUUACCCAUGGAGAUUCAUGGGCUGCCAAAACACUUGCCGGGAUUACUCUGAGUAUAUUCACAGGUACACUCGCCUUUUUCACAUUCAAGAUUUGGCAAACUGCAAAAAAACUCAAAGAGACUGAGGGUGAUGCGUCUGGCCUUUAUGAAAAAAAAGAAAACUGGAUUAAGUACAGUAUGUUUUAUGACAGCUACAGUAAAGAUCACUGGUGGCUUUUUCUACCAGCUAUUAUUUACAUGUUUGCUAAGGGCUGUGUUCUUGCCGCAGCUGAUGGUCACGGUCUCACACAAACUCUUGCUCAGUUAUCUAUUGAAUUAUUUAUGCUUAUCAUACUAAUUUGGAAUCGACCUUUUGAGCGUCGAUCUGGAAAUGUGAUGAAUAUAAUUAUCCAACUAGUGCGGGCUCUUUCAGUCGCCUGUAUUCUUGUUUUUGUCGAAGAGCUUGGAAUCUCACAGACUACCCAGACUAUUACAGGUGUAGUACUGAUUGCUGCCCAAUCUAUUCUCACUGGUGUCCUAGCUCUUCUCAUAGCCACAAAUGCCAUUAUCAUGUGCUGCAAACAAAAUCCUCACCGUAAGCGUCGUAAGGAAGCCGGAAAACUGAAUCAAAGUCCAGAUAGUCCACCUCCAUUAGAAAAUGAGAAAUAUUUUACGGACUCGAGUGUAACAGAAGUGAAAACUACCUACAGUAAUGAUCCGCCAAGAUUUUAUCCCGAACCAAUGGCACCAAAUGAUAACCAAUUUUAUCAGGAAUCUAUCUAUUCUAACGCUCGACAAGUACCCGUUCAGCAGUAUAGACCAUAUUCAGGGUUCGAAAAUACGAGCUCUAGGGGUCGAAGAACAGAGAGCCGAGAUGGCUUGCUGGAAAGGAACUUCCAGAUGGCAGCACCGGAUCGGCAGCCCUAUCAGCAAUAUCAGCAAUAUCAAGGACGAUAUUGA
Messenger RNA from Blumeria graminis f. sp. triticale, 2187 nucleotides. NCBI's taxonomy places the organism in Eukaryota, Fungi, Ascomycota, Leotiomycetes, Helotiales, Erysiphaceae. The record is from the annotation of a GenBank genome assembly.